Molecule: messenger RNA, 1919 nt
Organism: Danaus plexippus (monarch butterfly)
Lineage: Eukaryota; Metazoa; Arthropoda; Insecta; Lepidoptera; Nymphalidae
Product: transducin beta-like protein 2
Exons: 6
Coding region: 189-1517 (442 amino acids)
Biological process (GO): endoplasmic reticulum unfolded protein response
Cellular component (GO): endoplasmic reticulum; nucleus
Molecular function (GO): exonuclease activity; protein binding; nucleic acid binding
Source: RefSeq, a predicted model, not a curated record
AUUCAGGCAUUCACCCACGAUUAUUCGGCUCAGUCACUGUUCAGUCAAAGUCAGCGUCAAGUGUCAAGUCGAAGUUUGGUUUAGACUUUAGUUAAUUUGGAACCGCGUGAUUGCUAUUGCCGCUAAUUGAUAUUGGUUCUAUUUUAAUUCUAAAACUAAGUGACAUUGAGUUAUAACUCCGGUUAAAAAUGAAUGUCUAUAUAUUGGCUGGUGUAACGGGAUUUAUGUGUGUAAUUCUACACUUUAUUUACAAGACCUUCUUUGGCCAACAAAAAUGUGAUGUACAAAAUGAUGAAUCUGAGAGCGUAACAGGAGCUCAGUCGGAGACGGUAUCCGAAACUUCUACUAAUGAGAAUCGUCCGAGCGGGAAAAGCAAGAAGCGCGCUACGUGGAAGGCGGGCAAGACGGACUUCAGCCAUCCCUGGCUGCUGAAGAAUCUCAAAGGUCAUCCGGGAAAUGUCCUCCUCAUGGAUUUCUCCGCGAACGGCAAAUUCUUGGCCGCUACCUGUGACGAUGGUUCGAUAAUCCUAUGGGAUAUAAGAGACUUGAAUGUCAAAGAUCACAAGAAUAUAAGAGUGAACAUUCCGUUCGACCAUGCUUCCCACAUCGCAUGGAGUCCGGACUCCAAAGCCUUCGUGAUACACACGGUUCAGGAGAAUCACAUCCAGGUGUACAAAAUAGAGAAGAAAAAAGAUGGCACUAUAGGAGCAGCUCAUCCCAUGAUCACGUUCGAUAAGGCCCAUGAGGAUGACGUGAUAGGUUUUGGUAUAUCAAGCAAUGGUAAGUUCAUGAUGUCAUGUUCGUCGAAAACCGAUAUGAUCAUAUGGGAUCUCAAGGGGCAACAGCUCGAGAGGCUGGAUACAUACCUGAUGCACACGCACACAGCCAAGAUAUCGCCGUGCGGUCGCUUCGUGGUCGCUACCGGUUUCUCACCGGACGUUAAAAUUAUGGAAGUGUGUUUCAAAAAAACGGGUGAAUACAACCAAGUGACCAAAGCAUACGAGCUAACCGGUCACACGUCCGGCGUUUAUGACGUUGUAUUCGCCGUGGAUACCUCGCACAUCGCAACCAUAUCCAAGGACGGCACGUGGAAGAUAUAUCAUACUAGAAUUGAAUACUCGCGCGGGGAAUCCCCUCACGUGCUCAAGACCGGAUCCUACACCCAGACAGCCAACCCUCCGAAGAUAGCUCUAUCACCCAACGCUGAGGUUCUAGCCGUCUCCAACGACUCCAACGUAGAGUUCUAUGACACUUACACCGGCGAACUCUACGAUACAGUGGAGAAUCUCUACACCGGUUUGAUAAACUACAUGUUGUUCGACGCGGCUGGUAAGUAUCUAUUCGUUUGCGGAGAUCGCGCUAUAAGGAUACUACAUAACGUCUGCGGAUACUACACUACCAUCAACAGCUGUAGGAGACUACUCACGUCCAAACAGACGUUAGCGACGCAGGAACGUCUCAAUAACACUAUACUAGAGUGUAAAAAAACUCUAGAGAAAUUUGGUAAAAAAUACUAAUUUUUCUAUAUAUUAACAUAUAAUUAUCUUUCAUAUAUUUUUUUCCUAAUCAUUAUCGAAUUGCCUCGUGAAUUGUUAUUGUGUAAUACAAACAUGUUUCCAGUGACUAACAGUAAAUAUUUCGUUCGUCCUCAGGAGGGACGUUAUCAUGUCAUAUAAGUGUUAAGUUUUUAAAGUUGCAUUUAUUACAAUAGUUUAAGAUUGUAACAUUCCCAUUAACCAGCCAUUUAGAUAUGUUAUGGCUUUUAGUAGAAUUGAUAGGAAAAAACCUAAUUGGCAUGUUAUUGCGAUAUCAAAAAAUUUAUGUGUUUAUGUAAAAUCGAUUUCCGUAUUAAUGGUAAAAAAAAUAUAGUAACAUUGUAUAUUAAAGAUAAUUUUGUUAAUUAUACAAUAUUGUUAUAA